CGCACGCCGGGCUGCGGCCGCGGGGACAGCGCGGAGCUCCGCGGGGCAGCGCGGCCCCUCCGCCAGGCUUCAGACAGAUGAGUAGAGAGCUGGCUGCAGAAGAGGGACAGAUUCCAGCUUGCCAGCUGCUCACCGUGUGCAGAGGGAAACCCUUGAGAUCAGCACUGGGAGGAAGAGGAGGGGUGGAGAAGGAGUCGGUGUGGGAUGUGGGACAGGUCUGAGCCCAGGAGCUGAGGGACAGCAGGAAUGGCAGAGCUUCACCCUCCCAGCAGCGAUGAGAGAGACUGACAGUGCUGCGAGUCCCUUCUGGCUCCGUCUGCCCCACGGCUGCUGCCGCUGCAUAUUCAUCGGAUGGUAAUGCACGAUGUCGGCAGCAGCGGUAGAGUUUGGCUCGGUCCCACUGCGUUUUUCUCCUGCCAGUUGUGACUCUGAGUCACCAUGACAACGCUGUGACACUUCCAGCAAAGGUUGCCCACGGACCAAGGGUGGGCUGGGGGUGGGCGAGAAGGUCAACGAUCGAGUCUGACGGGGUCAGGAGUUGCACCUGCAGCAAAACGACCGUGGAAGAGCCGCCGGCACGGCAAGAAGAUGAAAUUCCCCUUCCAUUGGCUUCUUGUUGAGCAGGCACAAUAACAUUUCCCUUCGAGAGACUCGCUGUAAAAACUCUUUUGGUUAUGGCUACUGAUCCGACGUGAUUGCGCGCGCGGCGACUUUGGAACUCAUGACUGGCUAUACGAUGUUGCGCAAUGGGGGAGUGGGGAACGGAGGCCAGCCGUGGGUGUUGAGGUGGUCCAGUCGGAUCCGGCUCACCUGGCUUAGCUUCACCCUCUUCGUCAUCCUCGUUUUCUUCCCCCUCAUCGCCCACUACUACCUGACCACCAUCGACGACGCGGACGAUGCCGGCAAGCGCAUCUUCGGCCCGCGCACCGGCAACGAGCUGUGCGAGGUGAAGCACGUGCAGGACCUGUGCCGCAUCCGCGAGUCGGUCAGCGAGGAGCUGCUCCAGCUCGAGGCCAAGCGGCAGGAGCUCAACAGCGAGAUCGCCAAGCUCAACCUGAAGAUCGAGGCCUGCAAGAAGAGCAUUGAAAAUGCCAAGCAGGACCUGCUGCAGCUGAAGAACGUCAUCAGUCAGACUGAGCAUUCCUACAAAGAGCUGAUGGCUCAGAACCAGCCCAAGCUCUCCUUGCCCAUCCGGCUGCUGCCAGACAAGGACGACGCCACCUUCCCCCUGCCAAAAUCCAACAGGAACUGCAGGCUGCACAACUGCUUUGACUACUCGCGCUGCCCGCUGACGUCUGGCUUUCCAGUCUAUGUCUACAACAGUGACGAUUACCCUUUUGGUAGUUCCUUAGACCCUUUAAUUAAACAGGCCUUUGAGGCGACUGUCAGAACUAAUGUUUAUGUUACUGAAAAUGCAAAUAUUGCUUGUGUGUAUAUAAUUUUAGUGGGGGAAAUGCAAGAGCCCGUAAUGCCAAAACCUACUGAACUAGAGCAACAGUUGCACUCUUUGCCAUAUUGGAGGACUGAUGGCCACAACCAUCUCAUCAUCAAUCUGUCGAGGAAGUCGGAAACUCAGAACUUCAUUUACAACAUCAGCACGGGGCGCGCCAUGAUCGCCCAGUCCACCUUUUACGACGCCCAGUAUCGACCGGGCUUUGACAUCGUGGUGUCACCUCUGGUCCACGCCAUGUCCGAGCCCAACUUCCUGGAGAUCCCGCCCCAGGUGCCGGUCAAGCGUAAGUACCUGUUCAGUUUCCAGGGGGAGAAGAUCGAGUCCCUCCGCUCCAGCUUGCAGGAGGUUCGCUCUUUCGAGGAGGAGAUCGAAGGCAACGCCCCGGCCGACUACGACGACCGGAUCAUCACCACCUUGAAGGCUGUUCAGGACAGCAAGCUGGACUUUGUUCUGGUGGAGUUCACGUGUAAGAACCAGCCCAAGGCGAGUCUGCCCACUGAGUGGGCUCUGUGUGGAGAAAGGGAAGACAGACUAGAGCUACUGAAGCUUUCUACUUUUGCACUGAUCAUCACCCCCGGGGACACCCGUUUAGUGAUCUCCGCCGGGUGUACCAUGAGACUGUUUGAGGCUCUGGAAGUCGGGGCCAUCCCGGUGGUUCUCGGAGAGCAGGUUCAGCUACCCUACAACGAUGUGAUCCGGUGGAACGAGGCAGCCUUAAUCAUACCAAAGCCACGUAUCACAGAAGUGCACUUUCUUCUGAGAAGCAUUUCUGACAACGACCUCCUUGCCAUGAGGAGGCAGGGCCGCUUCUUGUGGGAGACCUACUUCUCCACCUCCGACAACGUCUUCAGCACAGUCUUAGCCAUCAUAAGGACUCGAAUCCAAAUCCCAGCUGCUCCUAUCCGAGAAGAGCCUGCCGUGGAGAUCCCCCACCGGUCUGGCAAAGCUGCUGGUACAGACCCCAAUAUGGCAGACAAUGGUGACCUGGACCUGGGGCCUGUGGAAACAGAGCCGCCCUACGCCUCUCCCAAAUAUCUCCGCAAUUUCACCCUCACUGCAAUGGAUAUCUACAGGAAUUGGAAUUCUGCUCCGGGGCCUUUCCACCUCUUCCCCUACACUCCCUUUGACCCCGUUUUACCAUCAGAGGCAAAAUUUUUGGGGUCUGGGACUGGAUUUCGACCAAUUGGUGGAGGAGCAGGUGGCUCUGGGAAGGAGUUCCAGGCUGCUUUGGGUGGCAACGUCCCGCGGGAGCAGUUCACGGUGGUGAUGUUGACUUACGAGCGGGAGGAAGUGCUGAUGAACUCCCUGGAAAGGCUCAAUGGUCUCCCCUACUUAAACAAAGUUGUGGUGGUGUGGAACUCUCCCAAGCUUCCCUCCGAGGAUCUCUUGUGGCCGGACAUUGGCGUCCCAAUCAUGGUGGUGCGCACGGAGAAGAACAGCCUCAACAACCGGUUCCUGCCCUGGGACGAGAUCGAGACCGAGGCCAUCCUGUCCAUCGACGACGACGCCCACCUGCGCCACGACGAGAUCAUGUUCGGCUUCAGGGUGUGGAGGGAGGCCAGGGAUCGCAUCGUGGGCUUCCCGGGCCGCUACCACGCCUGGGACAUCCCGCACCAGUCCUGGCUCUACAACUCCAACUACUCCUGCGAGCUCUCCAUGGUGCUCACUGGUGCUGCCUUCUUCCACAAGUACUAUGCCUACCUGUACUCCUACGUGAUGCCCCAGGCCAUCAGGGACAUGGUGGACGAGUACAUCAACUGCGAGGACAUCGCCAUGAACUUCCUGGUGUCCCACCUGACCAGGAAACCUCCCAUCAAGGACACACCCAUGGAUCAUACACUGAGGAAUGGCUCGCUGGCCACUGGCUCUGCCCCUUCGCUAGCCAAGGGCAGCCAUUCUUUUUAAUUAUAAUUAUUGUUAUUUAAAAUGAAAGUGUUUUAGAUUUGCCACGUGAGGCGCUUUUUUUGUUUUCUUUUCUUUUCCCUCCCCUCUCCCCACCCCAUUUUCCCCUCUGGACCCUUCAGCCCAUCCCAGGGUGCUGUAGCAAGGCCAGGUUGGAGGUGUUUGGGCAGCUCCUGUUAGCACUGCUGUCCCCAUCCUUCCUGCCAUGGCACAGCCCUUCCCACCCACCAGAUCCUGGCUGCUCUUGCCCUGUGGCUGCUGCUGAGGCCUCUCAGGUGUCACCAGGUGAGGAGCCCUUUGCUCUGCUCCCCACCCUGAACCCCUGGACAGGGGUGGGGUUGUCCUGGAUGGUCCUGCCUGGCUCCAGCUCUGGCCCUGUGCCGUUCCCGUGCUGCAGCCCAGGGGGUUCAGUUGCUGCUGUCUCAGUGUCUUUCCCACCUUGUCCUGCUGAUCCUCUAAAGACAGGGAGCGUGUCUGGGGCUUAGGGAAGAUCCACCUGCAGCACAGCCAGGGCUCCUGCAGGCUCUGACCCUUCUCUGUGCUCAGCCUGGGUGUGCCAGGGCUGCAAUUCCCACUCUGCCUCGUCCCCAUCCCAGAGCGCUCCGUGCCUGUGUCGGGUUUGCCGUGGGCCUCAGCUCAGCUGCCUUAACCCCAGCCCAUCCUCACAGCCUGGCUUUGGGCUGUGUCUGAGGCUUAAUCCCAACAGGAGCUUCCCAUCUUCACACAGAUGCUGCUGGGAUCUGGUUCACAGCGUGGGUUUGGAGCUGGUUCCUCUCCCCCAGAGCAAAAUGCUGUCACACUGUGACCACCUGAGCUCAGCCUCAGGCCCAGCUGGACAUGAGGGGAGCACAGGAGGGAAGGGCAGAGCUUGGCCCUCAUGUGGUGUUAACCCUCAGCACAUCCCAGAUGUUUGUGAGCAGCCUGGAGAAGCUCUUGCUGGGUAGGUGGGAAGGUGGCAAUUGUGUGGUCACCUCGAUGUCCCUGGAUGUCAUCCUGGUGUGUCUCUGGUGUGUGGGAGCAGGGAUGGUCCAGCAGCAGCUCCUGGGCUCAUUCCCAAGGUCAGCUCUGUCCAUGCUCCUCCUGCACCACAUCCUGGGGCCUCUCCAAACUGCUCUUCCCAGGCUUUCCUAUCGGCACUGACACUUCCUCUGUGGGAAGGGGAGGGAAGGAGCAGCCUGUUCCCAGCAGAGCCCACGGCUCGUGCCUUCACCAGCACCACUGACCACAGCAAAAGGGAUCAAGGAAUCUUUUCCUAUGUUGUUUUUCCCCUUUCCAUUCCCUUUUUGUUUUAACAUCAGAUGCCCAAAACGCAGCACGUGAAGUCUCAGAGUCUCCUUAAAAAUGCCACGGGAGACUCCUGCACGCCCUGGAACCCCUGGAAGGAUUCUCUGAAUGUGGCACUGGUCAGGCUGUGUCAGCUCCAGCAUUCCCGAGGGGUCUGAGCUCUUUAAUUCCCUCCUCAUUAGUGGGGGUUCGUUAGCAGCGAUGCCGUGGCUCAGGCACAGCCCAGGCCAGGGGUCAGCUCUGCCUUCCCAGCCCUCCUGAAGCACAGAGUGACGUGGGAUGGACUGAACUUCAUCCAAACACAGGCACUGCUCAGCAGCCUUCAGCUUUCCAAAUCCAAAGGGAAAUGUUAUUCCAGUGAGAGCCUGGGGGAGCACGGAUGGGAUGGGAAGUGUUGGCAUUCCCAGGGUGUCCUGGGGCUCGGGAUGCUCAGGGAGUCAGAUCCCCAGGCUGGGAAUUCUGCUCUCCCUUGCUGAGUUUUGAUUUGAGGCCAGUUGAGAUCAGAGAUCAUCAGAACAAAUCCAGCUGCUCUUCCUCCCUCUCUUUGCCCUUUUCCCAAGCUGUUUUUUUGCUGGGAAGGUCCCCCUGUCCACUGUGCUGGAGCAGGGACAGGAUGUGCAGGGAUCUCUCUGUCAUGGGAUGAAUUCCUCCUUGCUGAGUGCCCCUAAAGGGGAAAGAUUUGGGAUGAAGGGGUAAAGAGGCUGCUCCUGGGAGAUACUUGGGCAGCAGCAGCGUAGGGAGGGAUGGAAUUCUGUGGGGAAAUGAAAUGCCAGCAGGAACAUCUUCCCCACCCACAGGGCUGGUGCUGCCCCUCCCAGAGCUGCUGCAGCUCCUUCCCAAAUCAUCCCAAACACCACGGAACCCCUGGAGUACAGGAUUGGCAUUCACAGCCAGCUCUCUGCUCCUGAGACAUGCCAGCACCUGGGAGGAGAGGGGGCUUUUCCAGAGAGUGCUCCUGCCCGUGCCACCAUCCCAAACAUCCUUUCUUGCUCCCACCCGUCGUUCUCCCGGGAUUUUCAGGGCAUCCCAGGGUCACUCCGAAGCUCAGGUUUGGUUGGAUGAUCCAUCCCAGCUCCUGGGGCCCGUGGCCUCCACCAUCCCAGCCCUGAGGAGACAGGAAGGGCUCUUGGCAGCUGCCCCUGUUCCCUGUUCCAGAGUUUCUGCUGCUCCCCCCGGGCACGGAGCGAGGCCUUUCCCGCUGUAAAUAGCAACGACCGAGGUGACACGGCCCCUGCCCUCCCCUUGUGAAAUCCCACGGUGCUGUGAGCACCAGGAUUUCAAAUCCAACAGGAACUGAGAGACAAGGAACACUCCUCCUUCGACACGAGCACAAUGUUGAGUUUUUUGUAAAAGGUUCCAAUAAAUGGAGAGUUUAACUUGG
Molecule: messenger RNA, 6020 nt
Organism: Zonotrichia albicollis (white-throated sparrow)
Lineage: Eukaryota; Metazoa; Chordata; Aves; Passeriformes; Passerellidae
Source: RefSeq, a predicted model, not a curated record